This is a messenger RNA of Sinocyclocheilus rhinocerous, 3336 nucleotides long. RefSeq names its product non-SMC condensin I complex, subunit G (gene ncapg). Bases 57 to 2939 code for a protein of 960 amino acids. The record is from RefSeq and is a predicted model, not a curated record. Gene Ontology annotation, biological process: mitotic chromosome condensation. The transcript is spliced from 23 exons. Gene Ontology annotation, cellular component: condensin complex; cytoplasm; condensed chromosome. NCBI's taxonomy places the organism in Eukaryota, Metazoa, Chordata, Actinopteri, Cypriniformes, Cyprinidae.
GUAUAUGCUAGGUCAUUUAAUGAAUAACUCUUUAUUUAGAUCAUUAAAAGUGUCCGAUGGGUCGAGGAAAGAUCAGUAACUUCAACAUGUCUGGAGACAGUGAUCUGGUGAUUGAAGAGGCUUUCCGGCGAGCACAGAAAGCUCAUAAUAACAAGGCCAAACUUGUUGCCAGUUUGAAGAACAGAUAUAAUAAGUUGGAAGAUAAGACCGAAUUCCAUGAGGAGUUCAUCCGCUGCCUGAAGUAUGCCAUGAUCAUUUACACCCGAGAGCCAGCAGUGGAGAAUGUCAUUGAUUUUGUCACAAAGUUUGCUGCAAGUUUCGAAACUCCUGUUAAUGAGAAUGCUGAAGAGGAGGAGGAGGAAGACGAGAAUGAGUUUUUGAACUUCCUGUUCAACUUCCUGUUAGAGUCUCAUGGUGCAAACAGCCAUGCGGUGCGGUUUCGUGUUUGUCAGCUGGUGAAUAAGCUGCUGGGCAGUCUGAGUGAGAAUGCUCAGAUUGAUGAUGAUCUGUGUGAUAGGAUCCAUGAUGCCAUGCUGAUCAGAGUCACAGACAAAUACCCUAAUGUCAGGAUUCAGGCAGCACUGGCCAUGUCCAGACUCCAGGACCCCAGUAACUUUGACUGCCCCACUAUUAAAGCUUAUAUGCUGCUUUUGGAAAAUGACUCAAACCCUGAAGUUAGACGAGCUGUGCUGUCUUGCAUCGCUCCCUCGGCCACUACACUUCAUAAAAUCUACAAGCGCACCCGGGACGUCAAAGAGAAAGUCAGGAAACUUGCUUAUCAGGUACUGGCAGAGAAAGUGCAUAUUCGAGCACUGAGCAUUGCUCAGAGAGUCAGUCUAUUGCAUGAAGGUCUCAGUGAUUCUGCAGACUCAGUAAAGGAGGUCGUCAAGACCGAUUUGCUGCCUGCUUGGCUUCACAUGCAGCAGGGAGAUGUUUUGCAGUUGCUUCACAGACUGGAUGUAGAGAAUUGUGCAGAAACUGCAGUGACUACCUUACAAGCCAUCUUUUCCAUGGCUACAAGCCCCGAUGACCUCCUGCAGAACGGUGUCAGGCUGGAUGAGAGGAAACUAAUCCCUGUGGACUCCCUAACAUGUGAAAAUGUGUUGUACUGGAGAGCGUUGUGUGAGUUUGUCAAGAAUAAAGGAAAUGAGGGUGAGGAAUUACUGGAGCAGUUACUCCCUGAGGCGGCCAUCUUUGCGGAGUAUCUGUACAGUUAUCUAAAGAGCAUUACUCAGCUGUCUGAGGAGCAGAGAGCAGAUAUGACACAGCUUGAGAUGGUGAUGACCCAAGAGUACAUUGGUCAGCAGUUGAUUCUGCUAGUCGGGUGUCUGGACAUUUCUGAAGAAGGCGGCAGGAAGCGCAUGGUAGCAGUGCUGCAGGACAUUCUUCUGAUGCCCAACACGCCCACCUCUCUGAUUGGUCUGCUAGUGGAGAAACUGAUUGGAAUUGUACGAGACGACGCACAGAAAAUUCAGAUGGUUGCUGAAAUAAUAUCUGAUGUGAGAGAGCCCAUUUUGCCCAUCUCUGAACCUGUGGAUGAGAAUGAGAAACGCAGAAAACAAGUCAAACUGGCUGAGGUUCGAGUGCAGAUAAUGGAGGCGAAGCAGACUCUAGAAGAAUGCAUCAGCUGUCAGGACUUCAGUCGCGCAGCUGAGCUGAAAGACUCCAUCUCUCAGCUUGAGGCGCUCAAGAACCAGCUCUUCCUGGAGGCGUCACAGCCUGCUGACAAUAUCAAGGAGCAGCGUGUGGAAAAGAGUGAUCCAAAGACCUUGCUGAAAUGUCUGACAAUGUGUGCCGAGUUGUUCAAGCAAAUGAACAUCAAGAGAGGAAUCUGCCCUACCAUGAAUGCUCUGAUUGAGUCACUGAUACUGCCAGGUGUGUCCAACCCUAACCCUGCUGUGCGCAACAUGGCUGUGAUCUGUUUGGGAACUGCUGCCCUCCACAGUAAAGACCUCGCCAACACACACCUUGUGCUGCUCUUGCAGAUCACACAGCUAGAUGAGCCUAAAAUCAGGAUCAGUGCUCUCCGAGCUCUCAUCGACCAGCUCCUGCUCAAUGGCCUCAACAUCCUGCAAGACAAGCCUGCUCCUCCUGCUCCUGUCUCCCAAGACGACAGUAAUGGGCAGCCUGAACAUCAAGCUGAGGAGGAGGGUACCAUUCAGAGCAUCCUGAAGAUGCUCUCAGAAUUCCUUGAUAUCUGUCGUACAAUCCGUGCCGUGCAGCCUCCAGCUCGGGCAAAAACAAAUCAAGAGUGUGUGGAGGAGAGUUUUCUUCCAACCUUGAGAACUCUGUUCAACGCUCCUGUGACAUCUCCAUUGUCUGAGGUAGACGCAUCCAACGUGGCUGAACUGUUUGUUGAACUAACUCGACCCAGCGCUCUUGUGAAGCCUGCUGCCGUACAGGCCGUGUCUGUGCAUGACUCCCUGGCAGUGCGUGUCUGUAAUGAAAUCUUGCGAGACAUUUCUGCUCCCGAGGUGCGCGUCUACUGUAAAACUCUCAGCUGGCUGGAGAUUAACUCUGAACCUGGACCGGCUAACAGUGAAUUGCAACUCCUGUUAAAAGACAUUUUACAGGAAGUGAAAGAUAAGCACUGUAUAAGGAUUAUUGAGAAGCUUUGUAACCAACUAAAUGGAGAUAGUUGUUCCAAAUCAGCCGGUAACCAGGACACAACUUUGCAGAACUUGGAUGACAACAAUGGAGAGGUGAACAAAGAUGAGACUAAAGCUAAACGUGCAAAAAGAGGCCAGAAAAAAGCUUCCACUGCAAAGAAUGGCAAGAAAGCCAGUAAAGCGGAGUUGUCCUCUGAUGAAAGCGACGACGAGAAUGUUCCUGAAGAGCCUCCAUCAGUAAGACCAAGUCGCCGUGCCAAGAUGGCUGCUGUAGAUAAAACAAAGCAGGAUCUGACUGCCCUUAUGAACCAGGAGGCCAAUGGUUCUUAGAGUGGAUUACUCUUUAAGAAGGUCCGCUUUCGCCUAUUACAUCCUACAGUUCCCUCGGAUGUAUCCGAGAGAUUACAUUGAUACAUUUUAAUGCAGUCUAGUCUAAUUAUUUAGUCCAACUAUUUACAGUGUCAACCUGGGUUAAGGGCUUGAUUGUCAAAAUGAAUGUUUUUGUUAAAAUGCAUCAUCUGCAGUAAUUCUCCAAAGGUUGUCUUUGGGUAGGAGUCACUUCAACAUUCAUUUAUUUACUCGAAGCUGUUGUUUUAAAUGCGUGUGAGCUAGUGGGACAAACUGUUCCCUUAUUUUUGCCAUUUUCUAUUUUAAGAUUCUAGUAUGAACAGUUGGCUUGUCAAUAAUAGCUAAUAUUUUAAAGUGAAAAAAUUACUUUGAUUUGUAU